Purpureocillium takamizusanense is the source of this 1586-nucleotide messenger RNA. It is a transcript of the gene mtg1, whose product is annotated as Mitochondrial GTPase 1. Bases 152 to 1249 code for a protein of 365 amino acids. The record is from RefSeq and is a predicted model, not a curated record. The transcript has a single exon. NCBI's taxonomy places the organism in Eukaryota, Fungi, Ascomycota, Sordariomycetes, Hypocreales, Ophiocordycipitaceae. Gene Ontology annotation, molecular function: GTP binding; GTPase activity. Gene Ontology annotation, cellular component: mitochondrion.
CUUGUACGACCAUCACCACCUCGAGCGUCUUCUCCGGCUUGCUCCCCCUUCGCGGCAGUAGACGCCGCCACAAGGGCCAGGUUCGGCCAAAAUGAUCAGCACACGGCCGACAUCAAGGUGACAGCUCGCCGCGACCAAGGCUACUCCCACAAUGGCCUCCGCCGGUGCUUCCGCCGCCGCCGCCGCCGCCGCCGCCACCGCAGCGCGCUUCGUGUCGCGCGACUCCUUCGCCAUCCCCUCGUCCAUCCCCAAGACGUACUUCCUCGGCCACCACGCCGCGGGCGCCAGCAAGAUCAAGGGCCUGCUCUCGACCAUCUCGGUGGUGCUCGAGUGCCGCGACUUCCGGCUCCCGCUGUCGACGCACAACCCGACGCUGGAGCGCGCCGUCGCCGGCCGCGAGCGCCUCGUCGUCUACACAAAGGCGGACCUGGGCGCCGACUCGGCCCGCGCGGCGCGCCCGGCCCUGCGCCGCCUCUACGGGCCCGACCGCGUCCUCUUCUGGGACAAGAACCGCCCCGCCACCACCGACGCCCUGCUCGCCCGCCUGCGCGACAUGGCCCGCGAGCAGGACUCCCUCACCGGCUUGCGCGCCCUCGUUGUCGGCAUGCCCAACGUCGGCAAGAGCACCCUGCUCAACGCCCUGCGCGCCGCGGGCGCCCCGCCAGGCCAGCGCAGGGCCAAGGCCGCCCGCACGGGCGACCAGGCGGGCGUGACGCGGCGCGUCGGCACGGCGGUACGCGUCGUCGACCCCGAGGAUGCAUCGUCGCCCGACGGCAGCGGCGGCGGCCGGGGCGUCGCGGGCGGCGUGUACGUGCUCGACACGCCCGGCAUCUUCCAGCCCUACGUCGACGACGGCGAGACCAUGGUCAAGGUGGCCCUCGCGCACGGCAUCAAAAAGGGCCUCAUCCCCGACGAGAUCCUCGCCGACUACCUGCUCUACCGCAUGAACCGUUGGGACCCGCACCUCUACGCCCGCUACUGCCCGCCCACAAACGACGUCAACGAGUUCCUCGACGCCGUCGCCCGCCGCGACGGCAAGCUCAAGACGGGCGGGCUGCCCAACUGGCAAGAGGCCGCCGCCCGCGUCCUCUCCCAGUGGCGCGAUGGCAAGCUCGGCCGCUACGUCCUCGACGACCUCGACGAUGCCCACCUGCGCGCCCACGAGCUGAUGCUGGAAGAGCCGCAGCUGAGCCUCAGCCAAGCCCGGAAGCUGCAAAAGGAGGAGCGCAAGCGGGAAAAGGCCCGUUGAUGUUGAUGGCGGGCUGUAACCGUUCAAGCACGUGGAGAGCAUCUACCACACCCUGUAGCUGGUGGUCUCGAGCAUCAUCGUGCCACGAUUCUGUAUUGAUGGACUCAAUCUGCAUGUACACUGUACCAUAAACGCCUUGUACUCCUAGACGACGCGCGCGUCAAUACACCAUGCGCAAGCAACAACCCCCUUCCCCUCUCCACAAGACCUGGGCUGCCUCGUGGUGUACUGCGUGCGCCCGCUUCCAGCGCCCACCCCCAAGUCUCGUUCUGCGCAUCAUGUAGGGUAUAUGAGAAAAGAAAGCAGCCUGCCCGCGUGGGCCCGCGGACCUUGCCAU